AUGGACAGUGAACCAGACGUGAACCUCACCACUUGCCAACCUGCACCUCUCCUGAAGGGCUCCGCCGCAGGAGGCCACACAGCUAGGGAACCGCAGAGCUCAGAUUUGAACCAGCAGCCUCGCUCCAGAGCCCAGGGCCGUGUUUGCUACUUUUCAACCAGCACGCCUCGCCAUACCAAGUUUUACACAGAUCCAGUGGAAGCUGUAAAAGAUAUCCCUGACGGGGCGAAGAUCCUGGUUGGCGGCUUCGGGCUGUGUGGCAUUCCCGAGAAUCUCAUCGGGGCCUUACUGAAGACGGGAGUCAAGGGGCUCACCGCGGUCAGCAACAACGCAGGGGUUGACAAUUUUGGCUUGGGCCUUCUACUUCAAACCAAGCAGAUAAAACGCAUGAUCGCCUCGUACGUGGGAGAAAAUGCCGAAUUUGAGCGACAGUACUUGUCUGGGGAAUUAGAAGUAGAGCUGACACCACAGGGCACACUUGCAGAGAGGAUUCGUGCAGGCGGUGCUGGAGUUCCUGCCUUUUACACCAGCACAGGAUACGGGACCCUGGUGCAAGAAGGAGGGGCACCAAUCAAGUACAACAAGGAUGGCAGUGUCGCCAUUGCCAGUAAGCCAAGGGAGGUGAGAGAGUUCAAAGGUCAACAUUUUAUUUUGGAAGAAGCAAUUACAGGGGAUUUUGCCUUGGUGAAAGCCUGGAAGGCAGACCGAGCAGGAAACAUAAUUUUCAGGAAAAGUGCACGGAAUUUCAACCUGCCCAUGUGCAAAGCCGCGGAAACCACAGUGGUCGAGGUUGAAGAAAUUGUGGAUGUUGGGUCGUUUGCCGCAGAAGACAUCCACAUUCCUAAGAUCUAUGUGCAUCGCCUCAUAAAAGGAGAGAAAUACGAGAAGAGAAUCGAGCGUUUAUCAACCCGGAAACAGGGAGAUGCGAAAGCCAAAUCUGGAAAAUCUGGGGAUAAUGUGAGGGAACGCAUCAUCAAGCGGGCAGCCCUUGAAUUCGAGGACGGCAUGUAUGCGAAUUUGGGCAUAGGAAUCCCACUUCUGGCCAGCAACUUCAUCAGCCCAAACAUGACUAUCCAUCUGCAAAGUGAAAAUGGAAUCCUGGGCUUGGGUCCGUAUCCAUUCGAAAAUGAAGUUGACGCAGAUCUAAUCAAUGCAGGCAAGGAAACAGUUACUGUUCUUCCCGGAGCCUCUUACUUCUCCAGCGACGAGUCGUUCGCGAUGAUUAGAGGAGGACAUGUGAAUCUGACCAUGCUGGGAGCCAUGCAGGUUUCCAAGUACGGUGACCUGGCUAACUGGAUGAUACCUGGGAAGAUGGUGAAAGGAAUGGGAGGUGCUAUGGAUCUAGUGUCCAGUGCCAAAACCAAGGUGGUGGUCACCAUGGAGCAUUCUGCAAAGGGAAAUAAACAUAAAAUCAUGGAGAAGUGUACGUUGCCCUUAACCGGGAAGCAGUGUGUCAACCGCAUCAUCACUGAAAAGGCUGUGUUUGACGUGGACAGCAAGAAAGGGCUGACUCUGAUCGAACUCUGGGAAGGCCUGACCGUGGAUGACAUCAAAAACAGCACCGGCUGUGAUUUCUCAGUGUCACCAAAACUCAUGCCAAUGCAGCAGAUCGCAAUUUGAAAUAUGGAAUAAACAUUUGUCCAGGGCUGUGUGUUUUCAUUUUAACCACGUAGGAUUUCAUUGAAAGGUCAUCAGUAAUCAUAAUUGUAUAUCGAACAAGCAGUUUUUUAUGAGAUUUUUAAGCAUUUUCCGCUUUAUGCAGCCUGUUUUCUCAAGUGUGCUAUGACAUUUUAAUGAAAAACAAAAGGAAAAAAUAUGAUUAUCGUAUUUGUUUUGUAAGUGCUUAGAAGGAUGUCUUUACAAUUGGUGCUCGCGUUGGAUCUUUCUCCAUCUGCUGUGGUACGUACACUGAGUUGGGUGCAGUUUGUAUCAAGAUGGAAAGAGUUUCAUUGAUAUACAGAAUUGUGGGAAGAAAGAGUGAGGGGAAAAAGUGACCCCCCCCCACCUCCCAGAGUAUACGCAAGCAGCACUGUACUACUUCCUGAAAGAUAACAUAUGUGAAUCUUGAUUAGGAGGGAUGCUGUCUUAAUGAUUGGCUUUCCUUCGGCCUCCUCUGACUUUUCUUUCAGAGCCUCUGAUUGUGUGGUUCCAUCUUGCUUUCCUAGAGCACCUCUUCCUCCCAUGCUUCCUGUGACUAAAUAGAUGCCCAAGAAGGGAAGCAAGUGCAUCUCUGUGUGGGAGGAAUAGCUGGUUCUUGGGAAAGACUCAUGGUGUAGGGCCUGUGGGUGCUGACAUCCUACCAAAGGUAGUCUUUUCAAACCAACCAACCAACCAACCAACCAACCAACCAACCAACCAACCAACCAACCGUCUGUGCUUUACCGAAACCUCACUCAGCUGGUUAGUUUCCUCAUUUGGAAACAGUGCAGUAUCUGUAUAGAUCCAGAAGGUCCUUAAGAGUCUUUCUCUAUGUGAUUGAGGACCAGUGGGCUACUUGAACAAUACCUGCUCUUAAGCCAAGAAGGGCUGUGGGGUAAUUUAUUAUGAAUCCAUAGUCACCAUGAACGCACAGGUUUUUGUUGUUGUUUUCUUUAAAUUCCUUUCAGGUGCUCUUAUUUCUGGUCAGGAAAGUUUCUAAAUAUUGAAUGCCUUUUUCUACAGAACGUUUUCUUCUGACCAGGCUACUUCCUUGAACAAAGUGCUUUUAAUUCAACUCUAUGCAAAUAGGGGAGGUAUGGAUGAGCAAAUCCAGGAUUUGAAGAGUGGUGGGUGAGUGAAUUUGUAUUGUUAGAAAAUAGACGUUGUGUAUUUGGUUUCGUAAGGAACUUCUUCUAGAGGUAUUCUCAGUUCCUAAAAGCUGCCCCAGGGCUAACUAUGCAUCCUGGGUAUAAAACGGGCAAGAAGUCCAGGCUGCCUGAAGACAGGCUGCUGUCUGGCAGAGGUGGGCAUAGCAGAGUGCACUGUGUUGUUCCUGGCACCAGGGGUGGGGAUUUAUGCGUGUUUUUUGGUGAUGGUUGUCAUUGAAACUCACAUUUUCUUCAUAUACAGCUACUGUUGUGUCAUGCAUGGUAUUAGAGGGAAGAGAGGGGCUUGUGUUUUUUUUUGAGAAGUGCACUCCUUGUAUAAAAUAGUCUUUUCUGCGGGCUUCAUGGUUGAAAGCGUACUCUCCCAGUACUGGUAGAAUGGACUCUAGAAUUUGUGAGGUCUAGAGAGUAAUACAUAUCUGUUAGAAUUAGGAUUUGGAAAAAAUGUAUGUUACUGAUGAUUGCUAUAUUUGUAAACUCGCUUAUCAUUCCAGUCUGUUACGUUAAGAUAAUAUGUUUCUAAGAAUGUCCCAGCUUUGAAUGGCAAAACCUAAGCAGGUCACUUUAUAUUCUUGAUUAAAGAGUGCCAUGGACAUUAAGAAAUGCAAUAAGAAGUACAAUAAAUAUUUCAAAUUGACAUAAA
Molecule: messenger RNA, 3447 nt
Organism: Miniopterus natalensis
Lineage: Eukaryota; Metazoa; Chordata; Mammalia; Chiroptera; Miniopteridae
Source: RefSeq, a predicted model, not a curated record